AUGUCACAACUCCUGUGCAUUCCGUUCAAGAGAAGUCUUCAUGUUGAUUUGGAGAGAGAGUUAUCGGAGAUUAUAGACAAGUCGUUUUACCAGAUAGCUUCAGUUUUUAAGGAUGACCUUAAAACACUUACAAGGCUUCGAUCGUCAGCUCUAGAGGCAGAAAUAUCACUCACGGGUCUUCACACUCUCCAAAACUAUUACCUACAAUUCAGUAACCUAAAGAGGAAGUUUCCCGAUCAGCAAAUUAGCUUCAAGUGGUUCGAGACGUUGGGACUGAAGUCUUAUGGCCGAGAGGAUUCUAGGUUUAUCUGCGAAGAACUUAAUAUCGUUUACAACAUCGGAGCCUUGUAUUCAUUACUUGCAGCGGACAUCAACAAUGGAACUUCGGAAGGGCUCAAAAAUGCUUGCAUAUAUUACAGACUCGCGGCGGGCUGCUUUGUUCAUAUUGCGGACCUAUUGGAACAAAUGACCGAUCCUGUUAUGGAGCCCAUUGCCGUCAAAAGUCUUGAAAGCCUUAUGUUAGCACAGGCUCAAGAGAUGGUUUGGUUGAAAUCUAUCAAGGAGGGGCUUAAAAACAAUUUGGUUGCCAAGUUGGCCUUGCAAGUCUCGGAGUACUAUUACCAAUCAUCCAAAUGUGCUUCAAGCAGUGAACUCAUAAGGUCGGACUGGCAGCACAGAUUCAAACAAAAGCAUCUUUAUUUUAAAGCUGUCGCUCUCUACCGUUAUAGUCUAUCUUGUGACGAUAAGGCGCACUACGGAUAUAAAGUGAGGGCCCUGCGCGACGCUGAUACCACGUUGCAGACAGUAAGCCAGGAUGAAGAAGCAGUAUGCAUGUUGAUAUCUAGAGUAAAAGAAAUGCUUAAAGGUGCUGAGAGGGAAAACGACCUUAUUUAUUUACAACCUAUCCCGGUCGCCCUACCUAAUCUCAAACCAACUUCAAUGGUUAGCCCUGCUUCUUUCGAAGGCUUAAAAGAUCCAUUAAAUUUUCCUUUUGACAAAAUCUUGUUCAAAGAUUUGUUGCCAAGUUAUGUCAUGGAGAGUUCAUUUGCUUUCAAGAAACGUCUAGACUUGUACAUCCAAGAAUAUAUCGUUGAUCCAUUAAUUUCUCUCAAUAAGCUUCUCAGCGAAAACUUGCCACUACAUUACGUGCCCGGAUUCCUUCAACCGAUUGAGCAAAAGGAACUGGAUGCCUGCCAAUCUUCAAUCAAAGAGAACACAUUAAACGCUGAGCAGAUCCGCGAUGUGUUGAGGCAGGUGUCAAUGAUUUUAAUGCAAGAGAGUGAUACAGACAAGUUGCUUAGGGAAAGGUAUGGCUCUCAUAAAUGGACUUUGGAGGAUUCAAGGGAAGUCAACAAUAGUUUUUGGUCGAAACACAACAAAAUUGUUUCCUUCUUACAAACCGGUAAGGCCAUCGAUGCCGAGACUCUCCAACGAUUCGAUUCUAUAGACAAACAACUUCUUACAGCGCCAAUCAACCUACCGCAGUCUAAUAAUCCGGUACUCAACGAGGUGCUGGCUGCAUUCAAUCGUCGUACUGAUUAUAUUUCAGAAGUUCAGCGCAAAGUCGAUGACAACGUUAUUUUACCAAAAAUUGUCUCUGUGUACAAGCGAACCGGCCAAAAUGAUUUUGAAGACGUAUUCACAGAGCAUCUUAAAAUAUUCCGCGACGACUUAGACAGUAUUGGGAAGGAAAAGCGUGUGAACAGGGAGCUUUUGGUUCAACUGUCAGAAGAGAGCACAAAGAACAAUAACCGAAGGCUAGACUCUGUAGAUCUUUAUGUGCAGGAUUUUAAACACUCACUAAAGCUCUUCAACGAGGUCAAAGAAAAUGUGCAGGGAGGUAACAAAUUUUAUAGCGACCUUGCUAGUUCUUCCAGCGCUCUGCUGCAAGAGGUUCAAGUGUUCGAGAUUGAAAGGAGAGAAAAAAAAAGGUCUUGA
Messenger RNA from Lachancea dasiensis, 1938 nucleotides. NCBI's taxonomy places the organism in Eukaryota, Fungi, Ascomycota, Saccharomycetes, Saccharomycetales, Saccharomycetaceae. The record is from the annotation of a GenBank genome assembly.